Molecule: messenger RNA, 1926 nt
Organism: Zingiber officinale
Lineage: Eukaryota; Viridiplantae; Streptophyta; Magnoliopsida; Zingiberales; Zingiberaceae
Product: zinc finger CCCH domain-containing protein 46-like
Exons: 10
Coding region: 270-1439 (389 amino acids)
Molecular function (GO): metal ion binding
Source: RefSeq, a predicted model, not a curated record
GCUUAAAAUUAAUGCUGAGAUUGCGUGCGGCGGUCGAUGCAACAGAAAAGGGCCGCGACGCUGGGGCUUCAAGAACCCUAGCGCCAAAUUUGCGUUGGAGUUCGCGAGGUUUGAAUUUUUAUCCAGUUGAAGGCGAAAUCACUAGCACCUACCCUUUAUUCAAGACACUGAUCCAUAGGUGGAAGUGAAGUAUCUCCCAAUCUUUUAUGCCAAUUGUUCUUCUCUGCUCCACGGGCAAACUAGAACCGUGAUUCAAGAUUCGCCGCGGGAUGAAUCGGAAGAAAGAGCUCUGUAGGAAUUUUCAGCGCGGAAGUUGCCAAUAUGGAUCUCGCUGCAAAUUUCUUCAUACCACUCAACAAGAGACAAAACCUAAUCCCUAUGGUUUUGGGAACCAGAGUACCAUACAUUUUCCAAACACUACUCAGCAACAAAAGCCAAAUCCUUAUGGUUUUGGAGUGCAAAACAAGCCCCAAUUACAGAACAACACCCCUCAGAAAGGUUCCUCCAAUUUUGUAGCUAAAUACCAAACUCCUGCCAAGCCAUUUGAAAACAAGUGGACAAGAUCAUCCUCGUCUGGAGCUGCAAAUGUAACUGCUACACAAGCUCAAGCUCAGUCCCAAGUAUCAGAUCACAAGUGCACAGAUCCUGAAUCCUGCAAAAAACAAAUAAUCGAAGAUUUUAAGAAUGAAGCACCUCUUUGGAAGCUUACUUGUUAUGGCCAUCGCAAGUAUGGUCCUUGUGACAUUGUUGGUGAUAUCAGUUAUGAAGAACUUCGGUCAGCUGCAUAUGAUGAUGCAAGGCAAGGAUCAAGUGUUCAGUCUAUUGUUGAGAGAGAGAGGAAGUUAUACCUUUCCAAGUUGAAUGAAUUUGAUAAUCUAUUGAAAAAACCAUAUGGUUCACAAAGCCCUAGUUUUCAUCAAAUGAAUUCCACUCCCAUUUCAAGCUCACCUCAGAUGAGUCAGUCUCCUAUGUUGAUGAACAAUGCAUCAUCCGUAAAUGCUCAAGGAAAUAAUGUCCCCUCCUUUUCAAGUUUUAGUCAAAUAAAGGCAACAACUAAUCUUGGCUAUGAGAACAGGUCUGAUCCACAAGGAUUCCCCAGCGGUAAUUUUGGUCAACCUAGCCCUUUCCAGAAAGUCAGCCAAAGUUCUUUUGGUUUUGGAAAAUUUGGAAAUUCAGGAUUGUUUGGUCAGCAGCCAAUACAACCAGCUGGAAACUUUCCAAAUCCAAGCGUUUCUUCAUUUAACUUUGCUGUAAGGCCUAUUGGGUCUCCGUCUCCCCAGAAUUUUGGUGGCACAAAUAGUCAACAACUCAACUCUGUUAGUAGGGCUGGUACCCCUUCAAGUGAUGAUGAGUUUGAGGUUGAUGAUAGUAUUUGGAGAAAGGAAGAAUGGAAGAUAGGAGAGAUUCCUGAAAGACCGCCUCCAGCUGGUGUAUGUUGACAAUAUUACUACUAUGGGGAAAACAAAGAUUUGCUUGUCCUCACUGGCUCAGCAUAUGCAUUCUCUAUUAAAUGCUGCUUUCUCCAAGAUGCUGGAGGAUGUUCACUUUCCAACUUAAUGCGAUGAAUAUCAGGCAUCAAAAAUGUAAUCUUUGGAACCCUUUGCUUCAUGAAGUUCUUUGAGGCCAUGCACCUUUUAAGCUGAAGUUCUUCGCAUAAAAAACUAAGCUGCUCAUGAAGAAUCUCUGCCGAGUGGAUUGGAGGGAGGGUAUAAUGAAUUUGAUUCUGAUGCACAAGGUUUUGAAUCCAUUUCCAGGUUUUAUGCCCGCUAUUCUGAUGCACAAGGUUCUGAAGAAUGUCUAUUUGUAAGUUUUCUGUGUCUGUUUUCAUUUUCUUAAUUUAUUAUUGUAAUUUUUUAUAUUUGACGCAAAAUUAAAUAUCUUUUGCUAAAAAAGAAGUUAUUAUUAGGAUCAUCAAUUUAUCCUUCA